UGUGUGUGUGUCCUCUGAACUUCUUCUUCUUUUAUCUUUUAGCAACAACAGGCUGCGUUUCCCCUCCGACCCCUCGGCUCACCUCCAGGCGUUCAGCAGCCUCAGAGUCCUCGUCCUCAACAGCUGCGACCUCACCUGGCCGCAGAUCCUGGAGUGCGCCCCCAUGUGGCCGCAGCUGGAGGAUCUGUCAGUGCAGGAGAACAACAUCACAGAGCUGCAGAGGCCCGACGGAGUCCUGCGGUCCCUGAAGAGUCUCAGUCUGUCCUCCAAUCCUCUAGUGCAGGAGACUGUGCUCAGUGUAGCUGCUCUGUCCAGACUGGAGGAUCUGGACCUGUCAAGGACCGGACUGUCUGAGCUUCGGUUCGAUGACGCCGCUCCCGGAUCUCACACAGCCAUGUUCCCGGCACUGAGGAAGCUCAAUGUGGACCACAACAACAUCACAGAGGUCAGUGUCUGUUUCUGCCAAAUACUGAGCUCCACUCAACCCGUAACAGUCAGCAGAGGAACCAGAUUAUUGUCAUUGUGUUAAGAGUAAAGCACCAGU
Messenger RNA from Morone saxatilis (striped sea-bass), 544 nucleotides. RefSeq names its product tubulin folding cofactor E (gene tbce). NCBI's taxonomy places the organism in Eukaryota, Metazoa, Chordata, Actinopteri, Moronidae. The record is from RefSeq and is a predicted model, not a curated record. The transcript has 5 exons. Bases 164 to 529 code for a protein of 121 amino acids. Gene Ontology annotation, molecular function: protein binding.